Messenger RNA from Neomonachus schauinslandi (Hawaiian monk seal), 1430 nucleotides. Its product is annotated as signal-regulatory protein beta-1-like. Gene Ontology annotation, cellular component: plasma membrane. NCBI's taxonomy places the organism in Eukaryota, Metazoa, Chordata, Mammalia, Carnivora, Phocidae. Bases 48 to 1364 code for a protein of 438 amino acids. The record is from RefSeq and is a predicted model, not a curated record. The transcript has 7 exons. Gene Ontology annotation, biological process: positive regulation of T cell activation; positive regulation of phagocytosis.
UUCCCAGCACACACGUUUGCACAGAACAGGGUCCUCAGGCCUCCACAAUGUUGGCCUCUGGCUCCGGACCCCGUCCUCCUCCUUACCUGCUGCUGACUCUGCUGUUGGGACUCAUAGGUGUGGCAGGUGAGGCGGAGCUGCAGGUGAUCCAGCCUGAGAAGUCAGUGUCUGUCGCAGCCGGACAGACAGCCACUCUGCGCUGCAGUCUGACCUCCCUGCUCCCCCUUGGGCCGGUUGAGUGGUUCAGGGGAACAGGGUCAGCCCGCGAGUUAAUCUUCAGUUUCAGAGGAGGCCACUACCCCCGAGUGACAAAUGUUUCAGAUGUCACAAGGAGAAACACCACGGACUUUUCCAUCCGCAUCAGUAACAUCACCCCAGCAGACACCGGAACCUACUACUGUGUGAAGUUCCAGAAAGGGACCCCUGAUGUGGAGUUUAAGUCUGGACCAGGCACUCAACUCAUAGUGAGCGCCAAACCCUCUCCCCCCGUGGUGUCGGGUCCCAUGGCCAGGGCCUCGCCUGAGCAGACAGUGAACUUCACCUGCAACUUCCAUGGCUUCUCCCCCAGAAGCAUCACCCUGAGAUGGUUCAAAAACGGGAAUGAGCUGGCAGCCUCCCAGACCACCGUGGACCCAGAGGGAAGCAGCACUUCCUACAGCGUCUCCAGCACAACCAGGCUGGUGCUGGCGCCAGGGGACGUUCGCUCCCAGGUCAUCUGCGAGGUGACCCACGUGACCCUGCAGGGGGGCCCUCCUCUUCGUGGGACUGCCAACUUGUCUGAGGUCCUCCGAGUUCCGCCCACCUUGGAGGUUUCCCAGGAACCCGUGGCAGGGGACCAGGUGAAGGUCACUUGCCAAGUGAAGAAGUUCUACCCCCAGCGCCUACAGCUGACCUGGCUGGAGAACGGAAACGUGUCCCGAACAGAAAUGGCCUCGACGGCCUCGACGGCCUCGAACCUCAUAGAGAACAAGGAUGGGACGUUUAACUGGACGAGCUGGCUCCUGGUGAACUCAUCCGCCCACAGGGAAGAUGUGGUGUUUACCUGCCAGGUGCAGCAUGACGGGCUACCCGCGGUCACCAAAAACCAUACCCUUGUGGCCUCUGCCCACCAAAAGGACCAGGGUGAGACCUCAGUGAUCCUGUUCCUAGCAUCCUGCCCCUGCUCCCUCACCAGACAAGAGUUUGGAUUUGUCCUGGUCCAAAGACAAGGUCUCAGAGUCAUCCUACAGGACAGCAACCCAAGGCUAUCUACUCCACUCCUGGUGGCUGUCACCCUGGGCCCAAAGCUGCUGCUGCUCAUCACUGUCUCUGCCAUCUAUGCCCACAAGAAGCAAGGGCCUGCCUGUGUCCCAAGAGGAAAAUAGCACCGAGGCUAUAGGAGACACAUGCGGAACAUUUCUGGAAUGAUGAGCAGAUAACCAACUGUGAAC